AUGAAGGCUGUGAUGAGACCAACUAUCUCGAGUUCGUUCCUCUGGAGACAAGUGAAGGUGAGGCAGUUUACUUUUUUCACCUUCUCUUAAGUCAUUUUUCAUUUCUAAAUUUGUAAAUUUUAAAUCACUAGUUUUUCGGCAGUUCUGGUGGUCUCGAGAGGAGCAAAGCAAAAACUGCUCCUGUGGCCAAGGUGUCUCGUCCUGAGUGGAUUUCCCUUUGUGCUCAGUCCUAUCCGACUGACGAUUGGUACAAUCUGUCACCGAAAAUCAUCCAGUUGCUCAGUCGGCGUCUUCACAAUCAGCAAUAUCACCCCCUGUGGCUCAUUAAAAGUCGCAUCGUGGACUUCUUUUAUAAGGUUGGUGAGAUUCUACCUCCUCUUACUUAACAUUCCCCAAUUUUAAGCUCCCUUAUCUCUAUCUAUGGGCCAGCGUAGUACGCUUUGCACAUUUUUCUGACAAUAGUUUUUCAUCGUAAUGGCUUUAGAAUCAAGGUUCUCCUUCUACCAUUGCAAUUCCAUUCUCAUUCGUGUCUGCUCAUGAUGUCCUUGUGACUAUGUUGUUCAGGGUGAACGAAGUGACCGUAAUUUCAGGUUUUAGGACAAACAGUUGUGUUCUCUACAACGCCUCCGUCCACACCCUACACUCACAAAGAGCCUUGAAUUCCAGGGAGUCGCUCUAAGCUAGCCUUUGUAAACUGUUUGAGUACGGGCUAGCCCAUUACGCAAAAAUUUAAAUAGGCCCCUCUUCUGUCGCGCACCCAACUGGUGACACUUCACAGGAACGUCUGAAAAUGUUUUAUUUGUAUCUGUUCUCUCCACUGUAGCGUCCGUCACACGUCAAAAAAUGGAGCAGUAGUCCCAUGUUUUCUGUCCACGAUUCUCUCAGUCCCGUCGUCAAUACUGAGCAGAAUUUCGACAGUCUCCUGGUUCCGCCCGAUCACGUCAGCCGGAGACCCACAGACACCUACUACGUGAACGCCAAUACGGUUUUGCGGAGCCACACCUCAGCUCACGAGUCAGAUCUCAUUUCUUCCGGGCUGGAUGCCUUUCUGGUCACUGGGGACGUAUAUCGGCGCGAUGACAUAGAUGCUCUGCAUUAUCCCGCCUUCCACCAACUGGAGGGUGUCCGACUGUUUUCGCGGGAUGAAGUAAGUUCGUCCACGGCAUGCCGCUCUUUGCUGUCGUCUUUUUAUUUUUGCCGAUGUCCUGGCUCUUUAUUCCCCCAGUACUUGGCCACCGAUUUUUAUUUUUCCUUUUUCCUUAUUUUGUAUCCUUCGUUCCUCCGAUUUUUCCCACCGUCCUUCGGAAGUCAGCAUAUUUGUUUUUGUUGUUGUUGUUGUUGUUGUUGUUGUCGUCGUUGUCGUCGUCGUCGUCGUCGUCGUCGUCGUCGUCGUCGUCGCCGUCGUCGUCGUCGUCGUCGUCGAUACUUUAACUAUUUCCACGCACUUGCGGAAUGGUUUGAAAGUGAUAUGUGACUUGUUGCAGCUACAAGCUCUUUCUGGGGACAUUUGCCUGCCUCUUUAUUUACUGAGGCGUAUUUACUGCCGACCGGCUGUCUUUUAGACAACAGUGGCAAACUGUUAGUGCCUUCAACCCUAUUCAUGUUUCUAAUCAGCUCUUCCGAGACGCGAUCGACCCCUCCGCCUGUCUCACUCUCUUCGAAGCUGGCACUACCGCUAAGCGUUGUGUGGGCUCGGAAAUUCCGCCCUCCUCCGCACUGCCACCGGAUCGUCAGCCUUGGCAUUCAAUGGAGACGGUCCUCUCUCUUGAAUUCCAGCUGAAGUCCGUCCUCGAGGAACUUGCAGUACAGCUUUUUGGGAAAGGUAACCACCCAAUUUUCACACCCCUUCUCCGUCACUUUAUCCCAGGACCUCUGCCCGACUCACAGACGCAUGCUAAAGGCUGAAAAGCAGGAUGGGGGAGAAGGGCACUCACCGAUUGCAUUACGGAACUCACUCGUCCCACUGUGUCCUGGGGCUCUCUCUCUCCCGAGCCCAACCAGCAGUCGCACAGCGGCGCAUAAUGUAGGCAGGAUAAUAUUGCCGACAAAGACGGGGGGGGGGACGGGAAUGGCCAUUCCUGGCUUAUUAACUGUUGCCAACCAGUUGGUAAUGCUGUUCUGCCUAUAUCACGCGCCGUUGGGCAGCUGCUUGUUGGGUUCGAGAGAGAACCCCAAGACACGGCGGUGCAAGUGAGUUCUGUAGUUCGAUAGGUGAGCACCCUUCUACCAUUGUGUGUACCCGAUCGCAACCGACAGGACAACGAGCCUCUGGCUCAUAAGCCAGAAAUGGUCAUUCGAGUCUCCCUUGUCUUUUCAGGUAAUGCUAUCCCUAGUAUGGUUUGCUUUACAGCCAGUUCCUCUUCCUGUGGCACAGACAGUAUUAAUGAAAAGUACUAGUACCAGAACGUACACCCCUGCUACUUUUUCCACAGGCUCAAAACACCUUUAUUGUUUCAGGUACCCCUGAGGGCAUCUGUUUCUGACAGAAACCUCUAAAAUGCAUUACAAAAAGGGGUGGAAGUACUUUCAGAUUGUCUGCGAGUUGAUUCAAGGCCGCCUUAGGCGACUUAAUAGUGUCGGAAGUGUACGCGGUCAACUCUGUGAAGUGUAGUUGUCACGACCUAAUCUAAAGGCUAGCUCGAUUGGAGCGUACAUACAAAGCCUUGGUAAGGGGAUUGGCUAUUUCCACCCGCAGCACUAGGUAGCAACGCAAUAAUCCCAUGAAUUUUUAGUCUGAAGCCACCCUGUCCGUCAAAGAUUUUCAUUCCACAGCUCCUAAAUCAGGCGAAACUUCCAACUGACGUUACAGCAUAAGUAAUUGCAAGUCCGCAAAUUUUCCGGAAAUAUCACAAAUUAAUCAGCAAUAUAAAAAAAUCAUUCAUGAAUUUUAAACAGAUAGUCAUUGUUGAUGGUUAAAUAUAUUUAAACUGUCCAGAUCGUCUGCGUGUAUGGGGGUGCAGUCGUUCCAUCAUUGGGGCUGAUAAGAGCAGACAGGAUCAACUAUACCAAGUAUAAGUAUGGAGGGUGUCUUACAACACUCAUCGAUCUAGAUCUUCCUACAUAUAUUUAUACUGGUUUGCAGGAGGGACCACUUUCACUGUAGCCUCAACCUUCCACUUAAGCAGGACGGAGCUAUUGCUUGGUCUGAGAUCAUCUUCAGGAUCCAUUAAAAACCAUUCAUCUAGACGAAGCCCUGACGAUAUCUCUUCUAGGAAGAAGGAUAGCCCUAUGGAAUUCACACAGGGGUGGUAUUUUUUCAUACGGCACCAGGAACCGAAGGAAGAGCUGAAAAUGGCGAAUUGAGAAACUAAAGGCGAGGUUUGGACAAAUGGGAGAAAAGGUCAAAAUGAAAGAAGAUUCGUACCAAGAGGUUGUUUACGUGGCUAAAACCGGCCACACUGAGGUCUGUAUCCUACUGAACACUGAAGGACACACAAUCAAAGUGUGUUUAACAGAAUGAAAUAACAUAAAAAUUUAUUUAAUGAAAUCGAAUUCGUAUCAUUGUACAGAAACGUGCUCCUCUACAGAUACCGAAAAAACUGAACGAUUAUCCAGUGGCUGUGAACUAUUUAGAUUUUCAAGUACCGGUACACACAUUUUGCAUGAUAUAUCGUACUGACAGCGCAGAAACUAGCUUAAAACCCGGACGCGCGUGUUUGCCGACAUUCUGCCGCUGCGUGGCGCAGCUUCGAGGGGUUCGGUUAAUCAUCCAGCGUCUCCUGUGUGCUUUUCUGGUAGACACUUCUGUUUUGCAAUUUCUACUUUCUGAGGAGCAAGACCAAAAUUCAAAAAACCCUUUUAAAGUAGUGAGGUAAACGGCACCAUGUUUGCGACAAACAGCAGCAUUUCUUGUUUCUAUUAGCAUGAGUACUAUUGUUGACCCGCCCGCUUUCGACUAUCUACUGUUUUAUUAAAUUUAUCCGCAAAAUGCUACUUACACAUAUUCAGUAGGCAUGCAAAGGCUUCGUCUACGGAGCGUACCUUUACUAAUUUCCUGAAAGACACUGAUGAGCAAGUAUGGGAUCUCAAGUUAUUUGCGAACCGGUCUUUGACAUACGUCCACAUGCAUCUCUUUUUGUAAAUGGUGCAAAAGGAGUUUCUCGGUAUGAAUCUGCAACCUUCAGAAGACUGAGGAUGAGGCCAUCUUAGAAUGAUUAGAUGCAACGAGCCUUUGAAAGGAGAGCUAACCUCUUUAAAAACUGUCAAAACCCCCCUCAGAUUUCCCCAUGCACCAGUAGAUGGCUCAGAAGAUUAAUUUGUCAGACCUGCAAACGAAAGCUUGAAUUCCCUUUGUUUAGACUACCCAGCCCCAUUUCCAAAGUGAAAAAGGAGUUUCGCCUUUUCCCUCAGAUCCUAAGGGAUUAUAUCCCUUAUAAAUGUCAAUAAUUUGUAAGCAUUGGUGAGAACAGGACUUUUGCCCUUGCUGUCGAAAAGUACAUAAGCGGUUAUUGGGAUCAUUGUUCUUAAGAGAAGCUGCAUCGUGACUCAAAGUGGUCCAAAAUGUACAGUACCGUACUUAUACAAUCUUCAAAUAGCAGGGCGAUAGUGGAAACAAUUAUGCCAGGGUAAGUUGUCUCGGCCAUCCUUGAGGGCAAGGAUGAGCGACAUCUGUGCCCGAUUUUCGUCCAGUCGUGUUUGACAAACUGUCGGCCACUCCGUGACGCCUGUCCUCAGAACAAAAAUUAACAUCUUUGCGGUUACUGAUCCUCGAUUUACGUGAAGAUAGGGUUCGGCUUUCGACUUUUGCUGUGUGUUUCAGACACCCCUAUGCGCUGGGUUUCGGCCUACUUUCCCUUCACACAUCCCUCCUGGGAGUUGGAGAUUCAAACUGGUGUCAGGAGUGGCGACUCCGAUGAUGGCUGGACGGAGAUGCUCGGCUGUGGCAUUCUACGCCAGGAAAUCCUUGAAAAAUGUAGGUUGAUGUACAUUAAAUGGUACAUAGUGUGGUCUUCCUCUGUUUCUUUAUUUUUUCACUCCUAGCUAUGCUUCUUCUUGCCCCUCCAUCUUCUUUUCUCUUCGAAAAUCUUCUCCUUCCUCUCUGCUCCAGGCGGUGUGACCAACAAGGUCGCCUACGCCUUCGGUCUGGGGCUGGAGCGUUGGGCAAUGAAACUCUAUGGCAUUCCUGACAUUCGGCUUUUCUGGUCAGAGGACCCGGGUUUUCUGAGCCAGUUCAAGACAAACGACAUCCACAAACCGAUAACCUACAAGGUGAGUUUUCUGGAAAAGAACCGAGUUCGCGGUCUAACACGAUACCAGCGGGAUAAAUUCAACUCACAGAAUUUGCGAAAAUGACCUUUUUCGACUUUUUUUCUGGCAGACCUUAUCUCUUUAAUUUUUCGCAGUUAAUUUUGAGUCUGCAAUUUUCACGGGGCCCAUGUCUUCAGGAUUUACCGUUUAAUUAAGUUUGUUCCUCAUUUUGCUGUAGGCGGUUAGCAGCUUCCCACCCUGUCCGCUCGAUAUUUCCUUCUGGCUGCCAUCGAACCUGCAUCCCGACACUGUCGCCGAGACCUCUGACAUUGGCAAGACGGAGGCCGCACCGGAUAAAAUGCUGGCUUUUGAACGUGAUCUCUUCGAACUGAUCCGCGAUGUCGCGGGCGAUCUCGUAGAGCAGGUAUAGUUAUGCCAAAUUUUGCCGCGUGUUGCUUCCCCACAAACCUGACUAAUAGGCGACAUCAGAUAUUCAUUGAAACUUUCACCGCCACCGUCUUCCUCCUCCUCCUCCUCCUCCUCCUCCUCCUCCUCCUCCUCCUCCUCCCCCCUCCUCCUUCCUCCAUCUAUCCAUCCAUCAUCAUUAUCAUCAUUGAAGACCGCUACCGCCACUGCCAUCGCCAUCAUACUCCGCAUCCAUAAUAGCAACCACCGCCGCCGCUGUCGCCACCAAAACCACCAUCAUCAUUAACACCACUAUCGCCGGCCUCUGCCGCCACAUUAUCACACCACGAGCGUCCUAGUUUCUAGUGUCAGCAACGAAAGGAACAACAACAACACUAAAUACAUCCGACGCCAUCAUCGUUGUUGUCGCGACCAUCGUCGCCGUCAUGAUGAUCGUCAUCAUCAAAAUUACUGUUAGUGUAGACAGCUAAAUCUGCAGAAUCAGCAACAACAAAACCCUACCGUCACAAUGAACAUCACCUCUAGCACCAUUGUAAAAAGUAUACUUUCAGAACCCACUGAGGUACAGGGAACCCUCGACAUCUUGAACGGGACUAAGCAAUCCCUUCCGUUUGGUACCAACUGCUUCCUCGAAGCAACUGAGCUGCCUUUGCGCCCCAAAUGUCUUCACGCUGAUGUGUUCGUCAUUCGGAUCAUUGCUUCUUACCGCGUCUUUUUCAGCCUGCUAAAAACCCUCUGGAUCAUCGUAAGAUCACCACAAUCACCGGAAUUCGAGUCUCUUGGGUAGCCACAUGCUUUUGUUGAGUGGUGGUUGCUAAAAAGCCAAGGCGGUAGGUGGGAGCGUUCUACAGGCGCGACUUAUCGGACCCGUCUUAAUGGAAAGACAUUGUGACCGACAGCCAUCCUUACGAUGCCUGGAGUCUUUGUUCAAGGCCCGACUCCCUUAAGACCAUUCGCCAUCCCAGCGAGCUAUUCCGGACGCAGUCUGGCCGAUCGCAAUAUGCGCACACGCGGCUAUUCAGACGGUCACCUGUCAUCCGUCGACCAUCGCAACAGAAACCACUUGGACAGAAGACACUUAAACUUACCCCCCACAAACUUGUUGUGGCAGCCAACACCUCUCUCUCCCUCUUUAUCUCUCCCUCUACCUCUCCCCCCCUCUCUCUCCCUCUCUCUCUCUCUCUCUCUCUCUCUCUCCCUCUCUCUCAGACACGACUUACCAGCUCGACCGUCGUGAGCGUCGACGCUCACCGUGUUCCACACAGAGUGGACGCAGCUCCGCUGACGUGCACGCCAAUCAGUCACGUCAGUGAAGCAGACUCCUAACAUCUACCACACGUUCGCCUCCCCCACCUGACUGAAGCCGGUGGCAGGAUGGCCGUGGGCGGGGUCGGUCGCAGUAAGUGACAUCGUUAAACGGCGGGCUACACACAGCCUGGCCCGCCACAUAAUACGCUCGACUCUCACAGAGGGUCUUCCGGACCUCGCGUACACGAGAGCGCCAUAACGGGUAAAUUGCGAAGAAGCCAUUGAGCCGGACCAAGUCCGCCAGCCAGUCACCUCUCGUACACACAGUAUUGACCGUGAGGGUCGAGCUAUCCCGUCGCUUUGCGGUCUUGAAAGCCAGGAUUUUUAACUUGUCGUGAUAGAUUUAAGUGCGUCUGAUUUAUCGUUGUGGAGAACGCGUUGGUGUGCCGUGGGGACGGAUUCUCCAUUGUCGAUCUCACUCUCUCAUGCGCCAGUUGACUCUUAGGCCUGUUAAGCAUCCGGUGGUGGUAUUGUGCGCCGUUAGAAGGGUCCACCUACGUGUGUCGCACGCGACUGUGUCACCUCUUCAUCCACCAGGGUGCGUCAACGGACGUGCUUCCCGUCUACGUGAGAGGUGCCUGCUCUGCUUUGCGAUGAUCGGCUCGGAUCUCAAGCUAUUGCGCCAUCAAGGCCGCCUCGAGAAGGAGCCAUCGGGCCCGGCUCUCAGUCCGCUAGCCAGUCGUCCCACGUAAACGCGGCAGUUUGGCCGUCGUUUCAGACGAUGUUUACCGUCGACGCAGAGACGGUGACUUGCUCCGCAGUUACCGCGUUCUCUACUCUCCCACCUGUGCUCGACCGGAGGAGGGACCGGACGAAAGUGUCUAGAGCGGUAGGAACCGACACCUAGGCGUCCCACUACACCUCCAUGUAUGACAUUUGUUAUGGUCACACAGCUCAAUAACUCGUGCCGGCUCUUGAUCUAGCCCCUGUAUGGGUCCAGCGCAUCUAUCGCUUGGCCCACAUACACGCAAAGUACUGGCUACACACACCGCGUACAUGACCUAACUCCGUCAACACACGCCCUGUUCCUGGACACUGCUAUCUGAGACACAGAAUUGUAUGCGCAAUGGAACCCCACGCCAUGGUGCUGUCGAAGUUCCUCUCCUAACCGAGACCUGACCCAAUUGUUGUGGCGUUUUGGAUGCAGUUGCUACCCGAGUCUCUGUGGGCGACGCUUUGGAAAGCACUCCAAGUUCAGGCAGGACACCGACUUUGAUUAUUUGGGUACGCCUCACAGUCGCAAUCAAGCCAACUAAUUACGACCGUUCUGGACAGUAAAUGGCAUAGAAUAUAGCAACAACGCGUAGGCGAUUAACCAAAAUUAGGACUGAAUACUGUGCACCAGGUCCCUAGCAUGAUUCUACACCCCCCUCCCCCAAGGUCUUAAAUGUCCAGUAUUAGAAACAGUGCUCACUGAUGGCCUCAUCCCUACCUCGCCGCGGAUUGUCGGGUGUGAAAUGGCCUAAUCAGAGAUUAUAUUGUGGUCAGACAGGUCAAGUGCGACCGCUGAUGGCCAAUAAUACGCGCACCGUGUGUUAGAAAUUCCCAGGUGGCUAGAGUGCUGGCUGCAUUAAAGCCUCCCCUUGCUGUCGUGAGUUCGACUCCCACCGGGGCGCCGAGUUCUUCAGAGUUAGUCCAAAGUGAAUUGUUUGAAAUCUGCCCUGAGAACUGUUAAAUUCUCUUUUAUUAGCAUUUCUGCUUUCGUUGCCGUACACAGACGUAGACUGAUGGUCGUCAUUCAUCUCCUAUUUAAUCUUCUCCCCUUGUCUUUUCCCCGUCGCCGUGCCCAGGUUAAACUGAUUGACACAUUUUUUGACAAGAAGCGCUCCCGCACCAGUCUGUGUUAUCGUGUCGUGUACAGAGACCACCACCGCACCCUCACCAUGGACGAGGUGAGGCCCCUGCAUCUGAAGAUUGGCCGACUAGCUGAGUCCAACCUGCACGUCAAAAUCCGCUAG
Messenger RNA from Spirometra erinaceieuropaei, 8879 nucleotides. The record is from the annotation of a GenBank genome assembly. Lineage: Eukaryota; Metazoa; Platyhelminthes; Cestoda; Diphyllobothriidea; Diphyllobothriidae.